Pediculus humanus corporis (human body louse) is the source of this 213-nucleotide messenger RNA. RefSeq lists its product as uncharacterized. NCBI's taxonomy places the organism in Eukaryota, Metazoa, Arthropoda, Insecta, Psocodea, Pediculidae. The record is from RefSeq and is a predicted model, not a curated record. The coding region runs from base 1 to 213 and encodes 70 amino acids. The transcript is spliced from 2 exons.
AUGCGUUUUCGUUUACACCUGGCUUUUGUUAACAAGGAAGAAGCAAAUCACCCUCGUUUGUUAGACACCGUUAGAACUUUAAAAAGUCAAGUAAAUGCUUUACUAGAAAGGAGACAAGAAGACUUUAACAUAUUAGAAGAAUCAAUUAGACGUUCGUUGGAUAAAAAUUCGGAAUUGGCGACAUUGAGGAAAGAUUUGAACGACUUACGGUGA